Andrographis paniculata is the source of this 2645-nucleotide messenger RNA. RefSeq names its product probable galacturonosyltransferase 4. NCBI's taxonomy places the organism in Eukaryota, Viridiplantae, Streptophyta, Magnoliopsida, Lamiales, Acanthaceae. The coding region runs from base 414 to 2303 and encodes 629 amino acids. The transcript has 9 exons. The record is from RefSeq and is a predicted model, not a curated record. Gene Ontology annotation, molecular function: polygalacturonate 4-alpha-galacturonosyltransferase activity.
UCAUAUCCGCAUUUCAAUGAAAUGAUUAAAAAAAAAUUAUCAUAUUGGAGCUUCCAUCUUCUUGCACCUUCCUACUUUGAGUGUAGCCGGAAAAUUUCAUCUGGUUGGGUUAAAAACUCAAACUUUUUGUCCUUGAAUUCCAGCUAUGUUUGAUUUCAGUUCGUUUUAGACCUUUUGAUUGUGGGGUGUCUUUCAACUCUUAGCAAAUCAAUUUCUUUGCUGUGAUUGCGCUUGUUUUGGCAGCUUAUUAACUCUAAUUCGCUCGAUUUUCAGAGGGUUCUCCAAUCCUCAUUAUUCACUCAUCUAUUCGAGUUGGGUUUUCAUUGUUGGUAAAAAAUUCCGGCUCAUUCUCAUAGCUGAAGCGUUAGGGUUUGAUUGUGGGAUGUUCGGAGGUCGAGGCUGAAGCAUAAACGAUGAAGAUGAAACUCAGGAAAUCAGUGCUUUUCUUGCUGUUGGUGACGGUUCUUGCGCCAAUUGUUCUGUACACAGAUACUCUUGGAUCGUAUUUCACAUCAUCUUCUUCUCGGGAUGCAUUUGUAGAAGAUAUUUCAAACGUAAUGUAUGCUGGUGAAAUCAGGCCAUUAAAUGUGCUACUCACUGCAGAGGAUGGGUUUUCGACUUUAUCCUCUUUGAGAAGUAGCGGCGUUGACAACCAUUCUUUGGAUGAUCAUCCCUUGAGACAGGUGACACUGGUGGCUGCAAGGGAGGAUAAUUCGAUGAAAAAUGAACCAACUGGGGAUGUAAGAGGUGGGGUUAAUUCAAAUGAUCAGCAGCAUUACAAAGGCUCAUCUGAUAAUGAGUCGGGGAAAAUGGUAAGGGAAGUGAAGCAUCUACUACAGUCUUCCGAUAUAUCUAGUAAAGAUACUUCAAGAGAACAAACGAGGGCUAUGAGUGAGAAACUGAGAGAAGAAACAGCACUGCCGGAUGUUCGCAUACGUCAGCUUAAGGACCAGCUGGUUCGAGCCAGAGUUUAUCUGUCGCUUUCAGGGACUCGAAACAAUGCUCACUUUAUAAGGGAGCUUCGUGUGCGUAUUAAGGAUAUUCAGCGAACACUUGGAGAUGCCACCAAGGAUUCUGAGCUGCCCAAAAAUUCUUUAGAGAAGUUGAAAGCGAUGGAGCAAACAUUGUUAAAAGGCAAAGGCAUACAGGAUGAUUGUACCGCCAUGGUAAAGAAACUUCGUGCGAUGAUUCAUCUGUCUGAGGAACAGCUCCGAGUCAACAAGAAGCAGACUUUGUUCUUGACACACCUAACAGCAAAGACAACUCCUAAAGGGCUUCACUGUCUUCCUCUGCGACUUUCAACUGAAUAUUUCAUGCUGAGUUCGUCUCAACAAGAUUUCGCCAACAAGGAAAAACUAGGCGAUCCUAACCUGUACCACUACGCCUUGUUUUCAGACAAUGUCUUGGCUGCGGCAGUUGUUGUGAACUCAACAAUAACCAAUGCAAAGGAUCCUUCAAAACACGUCUUCCAUGUUGUCACUGAUAGACUUAACUAUGCUGCCAUGAAAAUGUGGUUUUUGGCGAAUCCUCCAGGCAAGGCCACGAUACAGGUUCAGAAUGUUGAAGAGUUCACUUGGUUAAAUUCAAGUUACAGUCCUGUUCUUAGGCAGUUGGGGUCUCCCUCCAUGAUUGAUUAUUACUUCAAAAGUCGUCGCGGUGCUGCAUCAGAUUCAAACCUGAAAUACAGAAACCCCAAGUACCUCUCCAUCAUGAAUCACCUUCGGUUUUACCUACCUGAGAUCUUCCCAAACCUGGGCAAGGUUUUGUUCUUAGACGAUGAUAUUGUGGUCCAAAAGGACCUCACCAACCUCUGGUCUCUUGACCUGAGGGGUAAAGUUAUUGGAGUGGUAGAGACAUGUGGAGAGAACUUUCAUCGGUUUGACCGUUACCUCAAUUUUUCGAAUCCUCUGAUUUCUGAAAGGUUCAGUCCCCGUGCCUGUGGUUGGGCUUUUGGGAUGAAUAUCUUUGAUCUGGACAAGUGGAGGAAUCAAAAUAUUACUGAAGUUUACCACAACUGGCAGAACUUGAAUCGGGACAGGCUGCUUUGGAAACUCGGGACUUUGCCGCCCGGUUUGAUAACCUUCUGGAACCACACUUUUGCCCUUGAUAAAUCUUGGCAUGCCCUUGGACUGGGGUAUAAUCCAAAUGUAUCACAGAAGGAGAUCGAGCGGGCUGCUGUUAUACAUUAUAACGGCAACUUGAAACCUUGGCUUGAGAUAAGCAUACCCAAGUUCAGAAACUACUGGGCAAAAUUCAUCGAUUAUGAUAAUCAAUAUCUGCGGGAAUGCAACAUUUCUCCAUGAGCGACUUGUACCAGCGAUUCACCCUCAGCUACGUUUGUGAUGGCAAAGUUAUUUAAUGACGAUUCUCCCUCAGCUAUGUGAGUGAUGGUGAAGCUAUUUAAAUUGCAACUACAUGCCCUUCCUAUUUUAAUGUGUGAAUAGGAUGCUGCUAAGCUAUUUAGUUAUGUUUUCUUUAGUGGCGUAUUUGUUGUUGGAAGCUGCUGCUGCAAGCUGUAUGUUGUUGUACAUGAUCUGAGAGUGCAGUUGAUAUUCUUUUGUAGCUUGAAUUCGACAUUGUGCAGUUGCUGCUUUGUUCUCUGGAUAAAUUUUAUAUCAAAGCCUACAUGUUCUACUGCUGAAGAA